AUGUCGCUGAAAUCCCCUACCGAAGCGGACGUCGAUGUGACGCAGUUAGUUCAGAAAGAACCCAAGCGCAAAUGGGUCAGUUAUAUUUGGGACACGUUUGACAAGUCACCAGAGGAGCGUCGCUUGCUUUUCAAAUUGGACUCGGCCAUUUUAACGUUUGCAUCGUUGGGAUAUUUUAUCAAAUAUCUGGAUCAGAUCAAUAUCAACAAUGCAUUUGUCUCUGGAAUGAAGGAAGAUUUGGGAAUGUACGGCAACGAACUCAACUACAUGCAGACAUGCUGGACUGUCGGCUACGUUAUUGGAGAAAUUCCUAGCAAUAUACUCCUGACACGCAUUAAGCCACGAUAUUGGAUUCCGGCUAUGGAGCUUCUCUGGACGGUUCUCACAAUGUCAUUGUCUCGGUGUAACACUCCUACUCAGUUCUAUGUUCUUAGAUUUUUCAUUGGUCUCGCUGAAAGUACUUUCUAUCCUGGAAUGCAGUAUAUCAUCGGUUCAUGGUACCGGAAAGACGAGUUGGCAAAACGGUCAUGCAUUUUUCACACGAGCAGCGGAAUUGCCAGUAUGUUUUCUGGUUAUUUGAUGGACGCGGUUUUCCACCUCGGAGGGCGAGGAGGGUUCAAGGGUUGGCAGUGGCUGUUCAUUAUCGAUGGGGUUAUUUCCCUGCCCGUGGCUAUUAGUGGAUUCUUCAUCCUUCCCGAUGAGGUCAAUCUCGCCCAGGAGCGAAUGAAAUUGGAAGGAAGACGGAACAGAGAGCCUUACACAAAGUCAAAGCUGAAGAAAAUCUUCACCUCAUGGCACAUCUAUCUUCUAACCUUGCUUUAUAUAUGUUUCAACAAUGCUGCCGCUGGAAGUCAGCCUAUUUUCCAACAGUUCCUCAAACACUCAAAAGAUCCGGUAUAUUCAAUUAGCCAGAUCAAUUCGAUACCAACCACCACCCCAGCGGUUCAAGUUGUGACAACCCUUGCCUACGCGUGGUUAUCAGAUACUGUCCUCAAAGGCAGGCGUUGGCCCCCGAUUAUUUUUGGCGCUUGCGUCAACAUCAUAAGUUAUGUCUCGCUCGCAGUUUGGGAUAUUCCGAUGGGAUGGAAAUGGACUUGUUACAUUAUCAGUGGAGCUGGAUACGGACUGAGUGGUCUGUUAAUGGCCUGGGCCCAUGAGAUAUGCUCUGAAGAUAACGAAGAGCGCUCCUUGGUUAUCGGAAGCAUGAACGAAAUGGCUUAUGUUUUCCAAGCCUGGCUGCCUCUUGUCGUAUGGCAGCAGGUCCAUGCGCCGGAAUACCGCAAGGGGUUUAUCACCGUCAGCGUUCUGUCUAUUAUCUUGAUUAUCAGUACCUUUGGUGUUCGUUUCCUUCAUAAAAGAGAGAAACCGAGAAAAGGUAGGAACCAGAUCCAUGAGGCAGAGAAAACAGAAGAUAGCUCCUCGGAUUCGCGCGGAAUAACCCCCAUUGAUCCAAUUGAGACAAAGCCUACCAAGUCUUGA
Molecule: messenger RNA, 1479 nt
Organism: Penicillium concentricum
Lineage: Eukaryota; Fungi; Ascomycota; Eurotiomycetes; Eurotiales; Aspergillaceae
Product: Major facilitator superfamily domain general substrate transporter
Exons: 12
Coding region: 1-1479 (492 amino acids)
Biological process (GO): transmembrane transport
Cellular component (GO): membrane
Molecular function (GO): transmembrane transporter activity
Source: RefSeq, a predicted model, not a curated record